CCCAGGCCAUUUUCCCGGAAGAUGGUCUUUGGUAUGACUGCGUGAUCACGGAACAGACUGAGAAGGGUUACAAGAUCACCUUCAUCGAUUACGGCAGCAAGGCGGAAGUGAAGUUUGACCAGAUCCGGCUGCAGAGUACGGGCAAAGUGGGUCAGCAGAAGCGAACCAUCAAGGAGGUGACAACGCCAGCUGGCUACAAGAUUCCUGAGAGCAUGCAGAUUCAGAAGACUGACACAGAGGACAUCAUUGAUGCCAAGCGAAGGAAGAUCACUGCCAUCAAGAAACAGCAACGCCUGGACAAGUUGGAAACGGAGCACGUGAAGCAGCAGGCCAAUUGGCAAAAGUUCUUCUAUAAGAAGGCCAGCACCCGCAGCAAGUGCGGCUUCAUGUCAGGAAAGCCCAAGGAUUCCAUCUUCAAGGUGCCGGAUGCCCUUGAGGGCAGGGUUGGCUUCAUGGGAAGUGGAAAGGAAAUGACCAAGUUCCAAGAAGCCAGGAAGUUCACCUACCAAUACGUUUGAGCCCGCAGAAAAUGCUGCGAUUCCAGUGAUCCAAUACGGGCCGAUUUCUAUGGUGCUGUGGCAGAAUCUGUGACCCAACCGAAAA
Cladocopium goreaui is the source of this 603-nucleotide messenger RNA. NCBI's taxonomy places the organism in Eukaryota, Dinophyceae, Suessiales, Symbiodiniaceae. The record is from the annotation of a GenBank genome assembly.